GCAGAUAACGUUUCAAUGACUGAGGCGAUUAUGACUAAAAUGAAUUAUGUAUUUGAAUUAAUCACCCUUGUAAUUUUUUGCCUUGUUGUUUACAUCUGUGCCUUUCUAAAUCGAGAAAAAUAUGUCAAACUAUUGAAUAUGAUAAUCAGUACGUGGUGCGACAUACCGAUUAAUAGCAGCAGUCAAAAUAUUCUCUCUAAUUUGAAAUUUCACGUAAAUUUUAUAGUGAUGGGUAGUUUAAUUAUGGUAGUAAUCAUACAAAUUGCUGUUAAUUUUUCUCGAAACAGUAAUAUAUGGAAAGUGAUUCUUGUAGCAUUAACAUUUAAUUUGCCACAGACGAUAGAAUUUACAGCGCUGGCAUUUUUUUAUUCGCUUGUAAAAAUGCUAGUCACCAUCCUGGCUAACAUAAACAAUAACUGUUUAAUACUGACGAAAAAUACCAAAGUAUCAGUGAGCGAAAUUACUGAGGUACAAACGAAAUCAACGGUUACUCUGCGUCAAAUGGAACUGGCCUACGUAAAAGCAUUUGAAAUUAAAACAUAUAUAAAUAAAGCUUUUGAAGGGCCUAUUCUAGCUUGCACGAUACAAUGUUUUCACUCAAUAAUAAGUGAGUCUCAUAUAAUCUAUCAUGGGGUUGUAGUAGGUAACACUCUGACGACUCACGACGUCGUAAAUUGUUCUAUCUGGAUUGCAUAUCAGCUUCUCAAAAUCUUCUCGUUGUCUUACGCUGGAAAUUUGCUAAAACUGGAGGGAUUAAAAAUUGGCCAAACUUUGCACAAUAUUCCAACCGAAAAACAGGAUUUACGUCGGUUAAUGGAGAUUCAACAUUUCUCUUCUCUUAUGUCUUACCAAAAAAUUGAAAUGACGGUGUAUGAAUACUUUCCUCUGGAUGCGACUCUUUUGUAUAAUAUGCUGGCAUCGGCUAUGAUGUAUUUGAUAAUUUUAGUGCAAUUUGAUAGGCGAGAAUAA
Molecule: messenger RNA, 969 nt
Organism: Vanessa atalanta (red admiral)
Lineage: Eukaryota; Metazoa; Arthropoda; Insecta; Lepidoptera; Nymphalidae
Gene: Gr68
Exons: 4
Coding region: 16-969 (317 amino acids)
Biological process (GO): sensory perception of taste
Cellular component (GO): neuronal cell body; membrane; dendrite
Source: RefSeq, a predicted model, not a curated record